Messenger RNA from Staurois parvus, 354 nucleotides. The record is from the annotation of a GenBank genome assembly. Lineage: Eukaryota; Metazoa; Chordata; Amphibia; Anura; Ranidae.
UGGGGCCCCCGGGCAAUAGGGGAUCAUAGGGCCCCUGUGUCCUUGCCCAAACUCAAAAAAGCCUAUGAAAAAAGUACCAGGGGCAUCUCAUGGGGUCCCCUACUGACCCCAGGCCCUCGGGCAAUGCCCAAAUGCACGGGGAUGUACCCAACUCAAGGUGAUAACAUGGUAGAUGGCAGGGGCGGACUGAAAACUCAUGGGGCCCCUGGGCAAUAGGGGAUCAUGGGGCCCCUGUGUCCUUGCCCAAACUCAAAAAAACCUAUGAAAAAGGUACCAGGGGCAUCUCAUGGGGCCCCCUACUGACCCGGGGCCCUCGGGCAGUGCCCGAGUUUCCAAAUGGUCAGUCUGCCCCUG